AUGCGGAUUGCAAUUGAAGGAUGCUGUCACGGCAACUUAGACCAGAUAUACUCAAGUAUUAAGAAUAAAGAUGUUGAACUUCUCAUUGCAUGCGGAGAUUUUCAAAGCUUAAGAAAUGAAGCAGAUAUGCAAUGUAUUAGUGUGCCUAUCAAAUACAGAUCUAUGGGUGACUUUCAAGCUUACUAUACGGGAGCAAAGAAAGCACCCGUAUUUACAAUAUUCAUUGGCGGAAAUCAUGAAGCUUCAAAUUAUCUUGAAGAAUUGAAAUAUGGAGGAUUUGUGGCUCCUAAUAUUUACUAUUUGGGAAGGUCAGGAGCUGUCUGGUAUAAGGGUCUCAGAAUUAUAGGUUGGUCGGGAAUUUAUUACUCGAGAGAUUUUAUGAAUAUAAGAAGAGACGAAGCAUUACCAUACAAUCGCUGGGCAAUUCGUAUGGUGUAUCAUUAUCGAAAAGACGAUUAUAUGAAACUUCGACUAUUGAAUGAAUGCAAUGAUAGUAUAGUAGUAUCUCAUGAUUGGCCGGAAGGUAUCUAUAGGUGGGGAUCGUUGAAUUAUCUCCUCAAAAAGAAGCCUUUUUUCAAGAAAGACAUUGAAAAAGGCGAGUUGGGAUCGCCAAUGAACAGAGAAUUACUUGAGCAUCUCAGACCAAAAUAUUGGAUGGCAGCACAUUUGCAUGUUGGCUAUAAAGUAACUGUUGACUGGAACAAAAAGCGCCAAAUUACCAAAGUUGACAAUAAAGAUGAAAUAGAUUUGGAUCUGGAUCUAAGCGAAGAAGAUCAAGACGCUGAAAAGGAAAGUAAGCCUAUUGCUUCAGUGCAUGAUACCACUUUCUUGGCUCUGGAUAAAUGUCUACCGAGAAGACACUACCUCGAAAUUCUCGAUGUUCCAUUGACGAACGAUAAGCAUAGAUCCGCAAUUACAGAAUCGCCGUUGUAUUUCGAUCUAGAGUAUAUUUCGUUGAUGCAGAGCGUGGAGAAGCAUAAAAGCGAACUUGACUCGUUGGAGUAUCAAGAAAUACUCUUCCCAGAAGCUGAAUAUCGGGACAAAAUCCUUGCUGAGUCACAUCAGCUUUGA
Brettanomyces nanus is the source of this 1071-nucleotide messenger RNA. RefSeq lists its product as uncharacterized. Gene Ontology annotation, cellular component: nucleus. The transcript is spliced from 2 exons. NCBI's taxonomy places the organism in Eukaryota, Fungi, Ascomycota, Pichiomycetes, Pichiales, Pichiaceae. Gene Ontology annotation, molecular function: RNA lariat debranching enzyme activity. Gene Ontology annotation, biological process: mRNA splicing, via spliceosome. The record is from RefSeq and is a predicted model, not a curated record. Bases 1 to 1071 code for a protein of 356 amino acids.